Messenger RNA from Scutellospora calospora, 402 nucleotides. NCBI's taxonomy places the organism in Eukaryota, Fungi, Glomeromycota, Glomeromycetes, Diversisporales, Gigasporaceae. The record is from the annotation of a GenBank genome assembly.
AUGAAUAUUGAAUCAACAUGUCAUAAAUGUAUAAUCUAUAAUGAUCAUACUAAAACAAUCGAAGAAUACAUAUCAAAAAAUCUAUCAAGCUGUCAAUAUCCAGAAGCUAAAAAUAAUUUAAAUGGACUUUUCAAUAUCAUAUGGGAUUAUUAUAUUUCAGAAUAUAAACUAAUGUCAUCACCUAUAUACCUUCAUAAUGUUAACAAAUACAGUGAAUAUGUAGAUGAUCAAAAUUUUAAAAAUAGAAUAUUUAUAGAAAAAAUAUCAUAUAAUAAUUUUAAAAAAAUGUUAGAAAAUGAUCAAAAAAAUAUUAUAGAUUAUUGUGAAGCAGGAAAAUAUAAAAAAAUGAUUAAUGAUCAUGAACAAUUAAAAAAAUAUAAUUUUGAAUUACAUACAAUAUGA